UUUAUAUUAUUUCUGCGGCAAGUCAUUUUAGAUGGCAUUUGUGACAGAAUGCCAAUCAUUCGUACGGAAGUUGUUGACGAGUCAGAUGGGUGCGGUAAAAAGUUUUCUAUAGUGAUUGUGUCUGAACAAUUUAAGGGCAAGUCCACUUUAGCAAAUCACAGAGCGGUCCAAAGCGCUCUAAGCAGUUAUAUACCUUCCAUUCAUGCGCUAACAAUAAACACAUACGAUGUGGAAAAGUGGCAAAAGCGCUCGAAGGCGUAA
This is a messenger RNA of Enterobius vermicularis (human pinworm), 261 nucleotides long. NCBI's taxonomy places the organism in Eukaryota, Metazoa, Nematoda, Chromadorea, Rhabditida, Oxyuridae. The record is from the annotation of a GenBank genome assembly.